Messenger RNA from Episyrphus balteatus (marmalade hoverfly), 1725 nucleotides. It is a transcript of the gene L2HGDH, whose product is annotated as L-2-hydroxyglutarate dehydrogenase, mitochondrial. The record is from RefSeq and is a predicted model, not a curated record. Gene Ontology annotation, molecular function: (S)-2-hydroxy-acid oxidase activity; (S)-2-hydroxyglutarate dehydrogenase activity. The transcript is spliced from 3 exons. NCBI's taxonomy places the organism in Eukaryota, Metazoa, Arthropoda, Insecta, Diptera, Syrphidae. Bases 255 to 1607 code for a protein of 450 amino acids.
AUGUCAUAAUUUUGCAGAGUACCGAAAAAAAUCCAAAAUCACAAAUUCUCCAAAGAAAACACUUGUACGCGUUGUUUUACUACGCUUUGUUGAUUUGGUGAUAUCCCCUAUUUUAUAUAAUUGUGGGUGGUGUGGUCUGAGAGGAAUGACAAAAAGGUCAAUCAAGGUCCUUUGAGAAAAGAAAAAAAAAACCCUUUACAAUUCUUGAAAUUUAUUCAAGUAAUAUUCAAAACUCCGUCGCACAAUAAUUAACCAUGUCUGUUAUCAGAAAUUCGAAAUUACCAAUUUUGUUCUCAAGAUUGACUACAAAUUUGGGAACAUUUACCCGCCUACAGUCGAUGAACUCUGCUAAAAUAGAUAACCAGUAUGACCUUGUGGUUGUGGGUGGGGGCAUUGUUGGUGUGGCAUCAGCACGUGAGAUACUUUUGCGAAACCCUCAUUUGAAAAUCGCUGUGUUAGAAAAGGAAAGAAAAUUAGCAUUCCAUCAGAGUGGUCACAAUAGUGGGGUGAUUCAUGCCGGUAUUUACUAUAAACCGGGCUCACUCAAGGCUAAAUUAUGCGUUGAAGGGUUAAAGUUGUCUUACAAAUACUUGGACGAACGAAAUAUACCCUACAAAAAGGUUGGCAAGCUUAUAGUUGCUACUGACCAGGAAGAAGUCGGUCGAUUGCAUGAUUUGCAUGAACGUGGAAUCAAAAACGAAGUACCUGACCUGCAAAUGAUUGAUGGUUCAAAGAUUCCUGAAAUUGAACCUUAUUGCAAGGGUGUCAAGGCUCUGUGGUCGCCACAGACGGGAAUAGUUGAUUGGGCAUUGGUUACAGAAUAUUAUGCCACUGAUUUUAAACAAGCUGGAGGAAAAGUCUUCCUCAACUUUAAAGUUAAUAAAUUCAAUGAGACACCAACUAAUGCCGAAUAUCCGGUGACAAUUCAGGGAACUAUGGCUCACCAGCGUAUUCAGACACGAUAUGUUCUGACCUGUGGUGGUCUACAGUCGGAUAUUCUGGCUGGAUUGACGGGUUGUUCGAAAGACCCCAAAAUCGUGCCAUUCCGAGGGGAAUAUCUCCUAUUGACACCGGAGAAAUGUCACAUGGUUAAGGGGAAUAUAUACCCGGUGCCGAAUCCGAAACUGCCUUUCCUUGGAGUUCAUUUUACACCUCGAAUGGAUGGCAGUGUUUGGCUGGGACCAAAUGCUGUGCUAGCUUUUAAACGAGAAGGAUACAAGUGGGGUGACAUCAAUCCUUUCGAACUUGCUGAUGCUCUGAGAUAUCCCGGUUUCAUUAAGAUGGCAAUGAAGAACAUCACAUUUGGACUAUGUGAGAUUUCAAAAUCUGCAUUCAUCCCAUUGCAAGUGAAGGAUUUACAAAAAUACAUACCCAAUAUAAACGAAUAUGAUAUUUCGAGAGGACCAGCUGGUGUUCGAGCUCAAGCACUCGAUAUCGAAGGCAAUUUGGUAGAUGAUUUUGUAUUUGACAAAGGCACGGGAAGUGGAGCUUUGUCUCAGAAUGUAUUGCAUUGUAGGAAUGCUCCAUCGCCAGGAGCAACUAGUUCCUUAGCUAUUGCCAAAAUGGUAGCUGAUAAAAUUGAAAAAGAAUUUAAUAUACGAGCAUGAAGAUGAAAUAUGAAUAAUUAAUUUUUUGCAACGACUUGCAGAGCAAGAUUUAUGAUUUUUUUUUUGUAAAAUGUUUUUAAUUUUAUUGAAAUUGUUGUUUUUAUUAACUAAAUGAAUC